AUGGGGCCCCUGCAACCGGUGGUGAAGGCGCCCCUGGAUCCAGAAGUGGGAUGCCCGUGUUGCUUCUCUGAAGAAGAAGACGCUGCAGAAAGGGCUCUGAGAUUUCAUGUGCGAACUCAGAAGCAGCAGCUGCAGCACGAAGAAGGGGGCGGGUCCCGACGGCUGCAGCAGGUAGUCGACAAACCAGUUGUUUGGGGUCCUAAGGUGAUGCCGCUAGCUUCUAUUUUGGGGGCAACCCAGCAGGCGGAUUCAAGCGAAAAUCACAAGGACAAGAGACACAGAACAGACAUACAAGGCGCCAGAGACAGCUUCGAGGUGAAGUGCAUCCUGUCCACAGAUGAGUGUCAGCGACUCGUGGAAGCAGCGGAGGCGCAAGGCUUCGAGUAUUGGGCCAAAGAGACGGCUAGUGCACCCGGCCGAACCUUUGCCCAAAACGAUAAUGAAUACCACCGGAGUAUUGGCGGCCACCGCAGCAGUAGCAGUAGCACCAGUAGCAGGAGCGUCGGCAGUAGUGAGAGCCAACGCGCAAACCACAACUAUCGGUCUGCGCACACAGUCGAAGUGGAACAUCCGGAUCUUGCUGACCUCAUCUGGCAACGCGUAAAGGAGUAUGUGAUUAGGGAGGUUUCUUUCUCAGAAGAAGACGGAGAACGAUUUGAAAGAGACUUAGAGGGCACCUGGGAGGCCUGCGGGGUUAACAGUACUCUGUUGUUUGCCAGGUAUAUACUCAAGCAAACAAAGGAUAAGCAGGCACAAAUCACAGGCCUAUAG
Eimeria maxima is the source of this 771-nucleotide messenger RNA. RefSeq lists its product as hypothetical. Bases 1 to 771 code for a protein of 256 amino acids. The record is from RefSeq and is a predicted model, not a curated record. The transcript is spliced from 2 exons. NCBI's taxonomy places the organism in Eukaryota, Apicomplexa, Conoidasida, Eucoccidiorida, Eimeriidae.